UCACGUAUGACACCCCGUUUCCAUCCACUAAAACAUGCUUUGGGCUACUACGCUAUGCACGUCGAGCACGUGUGCCUGUCAUAACUCGACAUGGAUGACCUCCAAGAGGGUUGCAGGCCCAUCAGAUACCACUUUUGCAAUGCCACUGACGGAAACACCGACACUCGAGCCAUGCGGUGGAGUGUACACGACAAUACAACCCUCUCUCGGUUUGUCCCGGCCGCCGCCCUUGUCGCUGUUGUGGCAGUGUGGAAUGCCGGGUCUCGUCCGGAUGUCCGAAGAGCGAUAUUAAGUCAUCGACGAACCGGUGAGGCAGGCAGGUGAUAUCUCCUUGUGGAUACCGCCAAUAGAUUGCCGUUGAGAAGCUUUAGAUAAAUCUGCUGCAGAGAGUCACCGGCAAAGACGGGCAGACUUCUGUCAAGCUUCCUGUCUGUGCCACGCCUUUUCCAUGGGACGAAGGCAGACCGUGACUGCGGGAUUGCAUGCAUGAGGGGUUAAAGCUUGUCAAGCCCAGAUAAUCUCCGAACCGCACACAUGGGCUAUUUUGGACCUGUUUCUUCGCAUUCGGGCUGCGGGCACCGAGUCAGCAAGCCAUAUGCGAACAGCUAUCAUCCAUGCGACGGUGCGGUCUUCCCCCAUGCCCAGGCCCUCCCCAUGGAUUGCCCCUGGCUACGUGCUGGUGCUUAAACAACGUCGAUCGUUACGCAGCACCCGCUAUGCACCAUCACACAUAGUUAUGACUUUGUUGGCACUGAGCAUGGUACUUGCAUCAGAUCUAGCUUCCCGUAAUUAGCUCACCAUCGAAUGCCGAGUUACUAGCGAGCAUACCUCUGACUAACACCACGGUACGACUGUGCCGGUGCCCAUGCAGACCAUGCCAGAAGCAGAAGAGAGCACGGCCAUACUACCUGCCUCUAACCUCACCGUACACCUUGCUAAAUUAAUCAACUUCACGGAGCCAACAUAGCUGCCCAGCCUUCUGGGUGGGGCGUAAUUCAUGUGGGUCAAUAUGCAGUAUCCAUGGGCCGGGGCACAUCAUCGCUACUCUAUUCCCAGCGGUCACCUGUUCGGGCUGUCCACACCACAUCUGCAUGGUGAGGAGAACUACCAGGUAUCCAGGUAGGUACCCAGGCACUUCGCGUGGUAUCCACCGCAGGGGGGCUGUGAGAGAGCUUGAUAUCGACGGGUACAUCAUGACUGUCGUAGCUACUCUGCAGUUUGGUGGGUAUCGACUAUGAUGCCGUACAAGUGUAUAAGAAGACCAACAUCUCCGUCCUUUGCAUCGGUUGUUUCUCUCAUCAUCCCAUCCAUCCAUCCACUUCACUCACAUUCAUUUGUGCCUUUCCAAACAUUCAGUGCCAAAGCAACAUCACCGGUCACAUAUUCAGAGCUUCUACCCUCCUGUCCCUCAAGAUGUACUCUCGCGGAUAUGUCCUCACCCUGGGUCUGCUCCAGGCUCUGCCCUUCUCCGACGCCAUACCUUCACCUCAAAUGGGUGACUAUGGUGAGAACUCGGGCUCAGUUGGAGGUGUUGAUCCACCUAUCCCCACCGUCACAGCCCAGUCCGGCUCCCUGUACGGUGACGCGAGCCUCCUCGGCGGCAACGCCCCGCUCCCGGAUGUCAAUUCUCAAUCAGCCGUCGUCCCCAAUCCGCAGAUGGUUCCCGGCCAAGAUGCAGACAGGAAGCUGGGGCUCUACCUCGACUUCAACUCCGUCGAAGCGCCCCAGCCCCUGAGGGGAGGAUUGGGCGCCACCGACCCCGGCCCACGUACUUACUACUACGAGAGGAUCAACCCCGACCUGUUUGCCCCCCCUGGCACAGACAAUGGCGAUGUCGAGAACGCCAUGUGGCCUCUGGGCCUGUCGCAUAACCGUUUCGGUACAGACCCCGGCGCCGGCUGGGCACGUCAGCAGAACACGGACGUCCUGCCUGCGGCCACCGCCAUGGCCGGCGUCGAUAUGAGGCUGGGCCCUAAUUCUUACCGCGAGCUCCAUUGGCACACUGCCAAUGAGUGGUCGCUCAUGCUAAAGGGCUGCGUUCGUGUUUCCACCGUCAACGAGAACGGGGCAACUGAUGUCGAUGAUGUAUGCGCUGGUGAUGUUUGGUUCUUCCCCUCGGGAGUUCCUCACAGCAUCCAAGCCUUUGAUGAGGGCUGCGAGUUCCUGCUUGUCUUCGAUGACGGUGCCUUCUCUGAGGACGAAACCUUCCUGCUGUCUGAGAUGAUGCUACGCACCCCUAUCAGCGUUCUCUCCAAGAAUUUCAAGGCCGACCCCAGCGCCUUUAACAACAUUCCUCAGGGCCAGAGAUACAUCUUCAACGGCAGGCCUCAACCCAAGCAGAUUGACGAGACUCAGAACCUGACCGCGUCCGCCGGCUCGCUCGACGGUACCUCUAGCUCCUAUACCUACCACUGGUCCGAGCAGGCGCCUUUCGAGACUCCCGGCGGCACAGUCAAGUUCCUGGACGCCUCCACCUUCCCCAUCGCCUCCAACUUCGCCGCCGCCCUCGUGGUCGUCCAGCCCGGCGCCAUGCGCGAGAUCCACUGGCACACGACCUCCCCCGAGUGGAACUACUUCCUGCAGGGGUCCGCGCGCAUCACGGUCUUCAAGGCACCCGAGGCCGCCCGCACCUUUGACUUCACGGCCGGCGGUGUAGGCUACAUCCCGCAGGCUGCAUCCCACUACGUCGAGAACACCGGCACCGAGGACGUUAUCUUCCUCGAGGUCCUGCAGGCGCCUAGGUUCUCCGACGUCAGCGCCGUCCAGUGGCUCGCCCUCACGCCCAAGCAGGUCGUCGAGGACCACCUCAACGUGCCCCAGGGCUUCUGGGAGAGCCUGCCCAAGGAGAAGGAGUUCAUCAAGCAGGGCCCCCUCAACAUGACUGACCUGUCUUCUGCCCCCAUCGCCACUGCUGUCCCCGUUGUCAUCCCCAGCGCUUCCCCGUCUGUUGUUGCACGUGGUGUUGAGGAGAAGAAGAGGGAGGUCACUUUCUUUGCUUAAUUGUAAUUGGUGGAUCGGGACAAUUGUUGAUUAAUUCGACAAUUGUGGAGUAUUCUUCUGUAUAUAUUUAGAUCGUGUCAGUUUUGCCAGCGGAGGUGUUUUGCCCUCUAAGUUCUUCAUUUUUUCACUU
Molecule: messenger RNA, 3130 nt
Organism: Diaporthe batatas
Lineage: Eukaryota; Fungi; Ascomycota; Sordariomycetes; Diaporthales; Diaporthaceae
Exons: 5
Coding region: 1414-3000 (528 amino acids)
Biological process (GO): oxalate metabolic process
Source: RefSeq, a predicted model, not a curated record